Molecule: messenger RNA, 3590 nt
Organism: Leguminivora glycinivorella
Lineage: Eukaryota; Metazoa; Arthropoda; Insecta; Lepidoptera; Tortricidae
Gene: Alg-2
Product: programmed cell death protein 6
Exons: 5
Coding region: 163-696 (177 amino acids)
Molecular function (GO): calcium ion binding
Source: RefSeq, a predicted model, not a curated record
UCUAAUGUUGACAGAUUCACUCGCUCACCUCAUCUAAUUUGCUAAAUAAAUUUUCAAGAUAAAAAAUAUUUGUCGGACUGAAUUUGGUGUUUUGGAAUUUUAUAAACGUGUAGAUCAAAUAAUUUUUUACAAAAGUUUUGUUAAAUAUCGCAACUUUAUAAAAUGUCAUUCCAAUCACCAAUGCCUAGCCGGGAGUUCUUAUGGGAUAUAUUUAGAAGAGUGGACAAAGACCGCAGUGGGUAUAUAUCAGCUGAUGAGCUGCAACAGGCUUUGUCAAAUGGUACCUGGAAUCCGUUUAAUCCUGAGACAGUAAGACUUAUGAUUGGUAUGUUUGACAAACAGAAUAGAGGUGUCAUAUCAUUUGAAGACUUUGGAGCACUAUGGAAAUAUGUCACAGACUGGCAAAACUGCUUCCGUUCCUUUGAUAGGGAUAACUCUGGGAAUAUAGACAGGCAAGAACUGAAAAAUGCACUCACAGCAUUUGGGUAUCGGCUAUCUGAUGAAGUUGUGGGCACCAUGGUUCAGAAAUUUGAUAGAUUUGGACGAGGCACAAUUUUGUUUGAUGAUUUCAUCCAAUGUUGUGUAACUUUAUAUACAUUGACAUCGGCAUUUCGUCAAUUUGACACAGAUCAAGAUGGAGUGAUCACAAUCCACUAUGAACAGUUCUUGAAGAUGGUAUUCGGUCUAAAGGUAUAAAGUGUUAAACAUGGUGAUGAUUUAAACCACCUAGGUUUCUGUAAAAUACCUACAUUACGACAAUCAAGCAAAAUCUUUUUAUACAAUUAUUGAGGUUUACACAUUUAUCAAUGUUAUUAUGCGAGAUGUCUAUCCAUCACAACCUCUUUUUAUAGCACAACGCAUUAAGAGUAUGUAUUUUUUUCUAUGCCAUUUUUAUAUUGACAAAGAGAAUAGAGUAAACAGAGUUUGAUAUUUUUUUAGUGACAUGACUUUGCUAACUAUAAACCAUCUAAAGACGCAUGAGAGGAUUUACAGUAAUCCGCCCUAAUUUCCGAAUUGUUUGGAGCAUAUUGCGGAGCAAGGGAAUCCAUAAACGCUUCUGCCCAUUCUAGAGACGGUGGGUGGGAACGGGAUGAAAUUUGUUGACAGCCUCUAAAUUUUCUUAUGUUGUUCCAUAAAAAGCGAGCUGGAGUGGAGGGAGAUAACGAUGAGCAGAAGGACUUCCAACCCUCUCGUUUCUUUGAACGAAGAAGGAGUUUUGUUUCCGCAAUGCAUUUGUUAAGUUCAAUGUAUUUAGCCAUGCAAAUGUUGUUACGAUAUUCUAAUUCGCAUUUCUUCCUUUUUUUAAUUGCCAGUGUGCAAUGCGGAUCCCACCAAGGAGGGGAGCUAAUUUUCCCUGAGGGAGGGUUCUUUACUGGGAGGACUAAUUCUGCACAUUGUAGUAAAAUUUUAGAAAAAGCCUCGGCACAGUCGUUAAUGUUUUCUGGGAAAAUCGGAGGAAGAAGGGAGGCAGAUUUGUUUAAUUCAUUUUGAAAUUCAGGCCAAUCAGCAUUAAGUAGAUGAAAUUUGAGGAGUGGAAGAGAUGGAGUUUGGAAUUGUUUAGACGGCACAAGUGAUUUAAUUAGAAUAGGAAAAUGAUCGCUGCCAAAAGAUGAAUCAAGAGUUUCCCAGGAAAGAAGAGGUGUAAGACUGGAAGAACAGAGAGAAAUAUCAAUCGCACUAGCUAUCUGACCAGGGCGGGAGCGUCUCGUAGGAGAGCCAGAAUUUAGGAUACAGAGAUUUAAAUCAUCAAUUAUUUUCAGAAGUUCGUUACCUAACACGGAGUCAGACUUGCUACUACCCCAAACUUGAUGAUGGCAGUUAAAAUCUCCUAGAACUAUAAGGGGGGAGGAAAGGAUUUUAACAUGGAGGAUAAAUGGGAAAGAAUUGUUAUGGAAGGAUUAGCUAAAUAAACCGAUACAUAAGUACAGUUAGCAACACGAGCAGCCACCACAUCAAAAUCAGCAGGAUGGGUAACAUUAAUUUUAUUUGGUAUAAGAGAGUUCCUAAUUAGUAGAACACAACCAGCGUAACCAUCAGGUCUGUCAUCCCGAAAACAUGAAAAUCCAGGAACUCUGAAAUGAUGUUCUGGUUUUAACCAUAUUUCCGAAAUCGCAAGAAUGCUAAGAUUAUAUUUAUUGAUUAGAUAAAUUAACUCCGACUUCUUAUUUUAAUUACUCUUACUAUUCCAUUGGAGAAUAGUUUGGUCCAUAAUCAGGGGAAGAAACAAAAGAAGAAAAGAGAGAGGCAACGUGGGACAUCAUACUAUUAUUAUUGGGGGCUGAAAAUAAAUUCGUUAAAACAGAUAGCAGUUUUAGAAUAGCAGCAAGCACUUUUUCUCCCUCUGAAGAGGAAACGGGAUUGUGAAGAGCUGUUCCAUUAAAAGCUGAUAACGGGUUAUCAUUCACCAUAGCCCUAUGGGCUUUUUGAUCAUAACCACUUCUACGAGGGGGAGGAGAGCGGGCUCUGGAAAAAAUCGUUUUUUUAUAGGAAGAAUUGUUGGUAGGAGAAGCUAGGAUGUUGGCAUAAGACUUGCCUCUCAUAGGAUGAAGUUUGUCAGCUUCUAAAUAUGAAAUAUUUGUCUCCGCCAUCGUUUUUUUAAUAUUGCAUUGCCUUACGUAUUCCGGGCAAGAUUUACUUGAAGCUAGGUGAUUAGCUUCUCCUUUACAAUUAAUACAUUUAGCAUCCUCAAUUUGACAAGUCUCACCAAGGUGGUCUCCGCUGCAACGGAAACAAUGAGGAGACGACCGACAUUUUUCUUUAGUAUGACCAAACCUGCAGCAUCGGAAACACUGGGUGGUGGGAAAUGUAUAAAACUCCACCUUUAAAGAAUUAUAACAUACAAAUAUCCUGGGGGGAAGAAUUUGACCAUCAAAGGUGAUAACUACUGUCUCAGAGGGGACCCAAUUAAAAGUACCGUCUUGAUAAUUCGUUUUUUUAUAGUUCAGUCUACGAGAUUUCAACACUCGACCGCAUCCCUCCGGAACCUUCACGAAAUUGAUGAUAUCUUCUGGAGACCAAUCUGUCGGGAUACCUUUCACCAAGCCCACUCUGGUUACGUUUGAAGAAGGGAUAAAUGCCUUAAAUUUUUUGUUUCCCAAGGUGGGGGAUGUCAGGAAAUCAUUUGCGUCCUGAUAAGUGUGGAAGCUCAACGACACUCUGUUGCGUCCCAAUCCUUUGAUAGAGCCAUCAAUGACGUUAGGGAACUGUCUUUGAUGGAGAUGUAUAAAUUGUCCGAAAGAGACAGGGUGAAGCGAUGCUCCGGGGGAUAUGUUGUCAUAUUGAACGUGGAUGGUGAAGGGACCUGGGUCACUCUGUUCAUACCUGUCUCUUUCCUGAGUCGUAAUCGAGGCAGAUAUAUUAGGAGUUGUCACAGCCGAUGAUGGGGGGAAGUUUGUAGAUAAGCAGGAGGGGUUACCUGCGAUGGGCCAACUUGCGAGUUGGACUUUUGGCCGAGGGCUAAUUCGGACUCUUGAGAGGAAUCUUGACCAAGAGGAAGACCCGAAAAAGAAUUUUUAUAAAUACCUUCAGUAAUUCCACUGCCUAUUUCUUUAAAAUCCGAUUCGGUAUUUGGGGAACUGCGAGAACGGGAA